Molecule: messenger RNA, 1030 nt
Organism: Adineta steineri
Lineage: Eukaryota; Metazoa; Rotifera; Eurotatoria; Adinetida; Adinetidae
Source: the annotation of a GenBank genome assembly
GUCCAUUAUCACCUCGAGAUCCACAACAUCGUUUACAUGCACUUACACAACAAACUCAAAGUCGUCUUGUUCUUGUUCAUCAUUUAACUAAGAAUAAAUUUGAUGAUCAUAUUGUUUCACUUGAUAUUGAUUCAGUAUUAAAUAUUAAUAAUAUGGAUAAUGAUAGGAAUUAUAAUUGCCUUUCAAGUGUGAUAGUGAAAGGUGAAGAGAUAGCAUACAUUAUUUUCACUAGUGGUUCAACUGGAACACCUAAAGCGGUUCAAGUUCGACAUAAGAACUUUAUUGAUUGUAUACAUUCUUUGGCUUAUAUAAACUCAUUUAAUAAAGACGAUACAGUUGUACAAAUGACGCGAUGUUCAUUUGAUAUCCAUGUUCAAGAGAUACUUGGUACAUUGUUAGUUGGAGGCACAUUGAUUAUACUUCAUCCAGGUGGAACUAUUGAUUUCGAUUAUCUAUCUAAAGUGUUACAGAACAAACAGAUCACGUAUCUGCAUACUGUUCCAAAUUUUCUACAUAGUUUUUUCAUUUUUAUCGUGCAGAACAAGAAUAUAAAUGCCGUGAAACAUCUUCGUUCACUUUGUAGCAUCGGUGAAGCUUUUGCUGUUCAUUUGAUCGACUUGAUUGUGAAAAUUGGUAUAACCAACUGUCAUGUGUGGAAUUUAUACGGUCCAGCUGAAACAACUAUAGUUUCUACCUUCCACAAAGUAGAUCUAACAGAGGAUACACGAAGCGUUUCAAUUGGUAAACCACUUUCUAAUUAUCGAUGCAUGAUUAUCAAUCAAUAUUUACAAUCAUCUGUUACCGACAAAGAAGGUGAACUAUGUAUAGGAGGAGUGAGUGUGUUUGCUGGUUAUCUUGGACGAGAUGAUUUAACUGCAAAAGCUCUUGUUGAAAUAGAUGGUCAACUAUUUUAUCGAACAGGUGAUCUUGUUAAAUUGGAUAACAAUGGUCUUCUUCGUUAUCAAGGAAGAAAAGAUCAUCAAAUCAAACUACAUGGACAACGAAUUGAACUUGGUGAAAUCGAACGAUG